AGCGCGUGGCGGGGUGAGAGGUGAAAGAUCAGGCGGGGCGGCAGGAAGAUGGCAGCGCUGGUGGCGGUUGCCGGGCGGCGGACGCGGACGUAGUGGAGGGCAAUGGCGGCGCGCUGCGGCUGAAGACGCCCUCCGGCUCCCUUCCCCUCGGCGACCCGGCUCCCCCCCGCUGCCCCGCGCGCGCGCUCCAGUCGGUCGGUCGGCGGCGUCCAUGAGCGGGGCGGGCGGGCUGGCCUGGCGCGCGCUGCACGCCCUGCUGCGGGCCCUGCUGUGCCUGCAGCGCGCGCUGCUGUGCUGCCUGCGCGGCCGCGCCGCCGCCGCCGGGCCCCGCGCGUGGCUCUGGCGCCGCGCUGCCGCCGCCUCGCGCGCCCUGCUGGCCCCCGCCGCCCGAGCGCUCUCCUUCCGCCAGGCCCGGCGGCGGCGGCCCGGCAGCGCCGCGCAGAGCCGGCAGCGCUGGCGAUCGGACGGGCGGGCCCUGCGGAAGCUGCCGGUGCACAUGGGGCUGGUGGUGACGGAAGAGGAGCCGAGCUACGCGGACAUGGCGAGCCUGGUGGUGUGGUGCAUGGCGGUGGGCAUCUCCUACGUCAGCGUCUACGACCAUAACGGUAUUUUCAAGAGGAAUAAUUCAAGAUUGAUGGAUGAAAUUUUAAAACAGCAGCAAGAACUCUUAGGACUGGAUUUCUCGAAGUACACAGUGGAAUUUGCAAAUCAAGACAAAGAUGAUCAAGUUUUAAAUUGCCAAUCUACAUUGAAGGUGCUGUCUCCAGAAGAUGGAAAAGCAGACAUAGUAAAAGCUGCUCAGGACUUUUGUCAGUUGGUAGCACAGCAGCAAAGAACACACACAGACCUGGAUGUGAAUGUUUUAGACAGCUUAUUAAGCAGUACAAAUGGAUUUCCUGAUCCUGAUUUAGUCUUGAAGUUUGGUCCUGUGGACAGCACGUUAGGAUUCCUUCCAUGGCACAUCAGACUGACAGAAAUCAUUUCUUUGCCUUCCCAUCUGAACAUCAGUUACGAAGACUUUUUCUCUGCCCUCCAUCACUAUGCAGCCUGCGAGCAACGCUGGGGAAAGUGACUUCUGGCUGAGCACAUGGGGUCAGGCUUUCUGUGGGAAGGAGUCGAUGUCUGUUUACAAGCACCUGUGACCCAUAAGUCUGGUUCAUAGUCCUUUCUUAAUUUAUCAACGAAUUCAAUAAAGUGUCUUACCUUUCUAGAGA
Messenger RNA from Cuculus canorus (common cuckoo), 1214 nucleotides. RefSeq names its product NUS1 dehydrodolichyl diphosphate synthase subunit (gene NUS1). Gene Ontology annotation, cellular component: endoplasmic reticulum membrane; dehydrodolichyl diphosphate synthase complex. Bases 212 to 1072 code for a protein of 286 amino acids. The transcript has 5 exons. Lineage: Eukaryota; Metazoa; Chordata; Aves; Cuculiformes; Cuculidae. Gene Ontology annotation, molecular function: ditrans,polycis-polyprenyl diphosphate synthase [(2E,6E)-farnesyl diphosphate specific] activity. The record is from RefSeq and is a predicted model, not a curated record.